Pelodiscus sinensis (Chinese soft-shelled turtle) is the source of this 716-nucleotide messenger RNA. The record is from RefSeq and is a predicted model, not a curated record. NCBI's taxonomy places the organism in Eukaryota, Metazoa, Chordata, Testudines, Trionychidae.
AAUUUUACAGGGAGAUUUGGGUCCCUUUAAUCCUGGACUGCCUGUGGAAGUGCCUCUUUGGUUGGCUAUUAACCUAAAACAGAGACAGAAGUGUCGGCUAAUACCGCCUGAAUGGAUGGACGCUGUUUUUUCCAGUUACAGACUGACUCGACUACCUUUCUGAAGCUACUAAACAGGCAGUUCAUAGUACAAGAAAAGCUGGAGGAAAUUCGGGAUAAGGAGCGCAAAGAGGACACUUUCACUCCAAUGCCAAAUCCUUACUACAUGGAACUAACCAAGCUUCUGUUAAACUAUGCCUCAGACAGCAUCCCAAAAGCAGAUGAAAUUCGAACACUGGUUAAGGAUACCUGGGAUACGCGGCUAGCUAAACUACGUCUGUCUGCAGACAGCUUUGUCAGACAGCAGGAGGCCCAUGCCAAGCUGGAUAAUCUGACCUUGAUGGAGAUCAACACCACUGGGACUUUUCUUACUCAAGCCUUAGAUCACAUGUACAAGCUACGCACUAACCUUCAGCCGGGUGAGAGUGCCCAGUCCCAGGAUUUCUAAGACACCUUCUGACACACAGUCUAAAACCCUCCUGGGAUAGGGCAACCAUGCAGGUCGUGUACUUCUGUCAGCUGUAUCUAACUUAGUCUCUGUGGUGUUUGCCUCAAGACUGCAGUUUCCUUCCGUUUGUAUGCAAGCAAUGGAAAGAAAGCAGCCUUGUGGCUGCAUUU